AUGGCAGGAUUGCAAAUUACAAGAAAUUUGGCAAAAGAAAUAAAUGAAGCGAAGUAUUUCUCUUUAAUUGCUGACGAGACCCAAGAUAUAAGCAGAAAGGAACAAGUUUGUAUUUGUAUUCGAUUUGUUUACAAACAUAUGUGCAUAAAGGAAAGCUUCCUGGGUAUGGUGGAGACAGACAACACCGACUCUGCUACAUUGGUGAAACUACUCAUGGAUGCAUUAUCUUCUGUUGGUAUUCCUCUGGAAAAUUGUGAUGUUUUCAAGAGUACAAAUGAGGCAGACACCGCAAUAUCUGUGCUGACCAAUGUUACGAAUUUUAUCAAGUCGUCCCCACAUCGUCUCGCUAUGUUUAAUAAUUUUUGUUUGAGUGAAGAUCGAGAUAACGUUGGAAGAAGUUUAAGGCCAAUGUGUCCUACCCGAUGG
Messenger RNA from Ciona intestinalis (vase tunicate), 426 nucleotides. NCBI's taxonomy places the organism in Eukaryota, Metazoa, Chordata, Ascidiacea, Phlebobranchia, Cionidae. The record is from RefSeq and is a predicted model, not a curated record.